ACGAUUUCGUUGGAAUGCACAAAAAAGUAUAAAAAACCGACAAACUUAAAUGCCACAUUAGUAUUGUUCCAAACUUUAUAAAGAACAUAUCCUGGUAAUAAAUCAAAUUAAGGAUGAAUAAAUUAGUGCUUUUCACUAUUUUAAAUAUAGUUGCCAUCACAGCGCAGGAUUUCUACGACCAGACCCACGUUUACAUGCGUUUCAAAGAUUGUUUAAUGUCCUCCGAAGCCGAUCCCUUAGCUGUUCGUUAUCUCAGAGGUGGAAAUUUCGUCGAUGAUCCGAAACUAAACGAUUUCGUGUUUUGCUUCCUGCAAAGCGUUGGGUUAAUGGAUAUUAAUGGAAACAUCCAAGUGGGAACGUUCAAAAAAUAUUUGAGACAGGAUUUUGGUGAAGACGAUAUUGAGAACAUCAUUGCAAAGUGUGAAUCGGUUGUAGGAAAAAACCUUCCUGACAAGGCGAUGAAAGUGUUUAAAUGUUAUUAUAACAGCCCAUUCCGAUUUGUAUUUCUUUGGUGAAUUGAUUUUUUUAAUGUUCUAUUUAAUAAGUUUAUUAUACAUUUUU
Molecule: messenger RNA, 561 nt
Organism: Onthophagus taurus
Lineage: Eukaryota; Metazoa; Arthropoda; Insecta; Coleoptera; Scarabaeidae
Source: RefSeq, a predicted model, not a curated record